This is a messenger RNA of Durotheca rogersii, 557 nucleotides long. RefSeq lists its product as uncharacterized. Gene Ontology annotation, cellular component: mitochondrion; Cbp3p-Cbp6 complex. Lineage: Eukaryota; Fungi; Ascomycota; Sordariomycetes; Xylariales; Xylariaceae. Bases 119 to 466 code for a protein of 115 amino acids. Gene Ontology annotation, molecular function: ribosome binding. Gene Ontology annotation, biological process: mitochondrial respiratory chain complex III assembly. The transcript has 3 exons. The record is from RefSeq and is a predicted model, not a curated record.
UCCGACAGCUCCUUUGUCAAUUUUCUACCGCGAGAUACUUCGUGUCUAUUCCUCGAGGUGCCGUCGAUCGAACUUGUGCCCAAAAGUGCUCUGCAACACUCGCAGAUGGGAUCUAAGAAUGUCCCGUCAAGCAAUUAACGGCCAGCGCCACAUUCUACGGGCGCUCGCCCAAUGGCCCAGAGACAUCCUCCGGCCCGAGAUCCAGCUCCAAGAGGUCCUGCGCAAGCGCUUCGCCGAGCCCUUAGCCAACCUGUCCGAGCAAGAACAGCUUAGGCAGGCCAACGCCCUCUACUCGCUCAUACAUAACCGAUACAAGACAAAGUACCCCAUCACGGGCUCGCUGCUCCAGCCGAAGAGCCACCCGACGUACUAUUCCGAGCUAAUCAAGGAGCUAGAGGAGGCUCCGAAACGGACCUACGUUGAAAGACUCUGGUUACGGUUGAAGGGGUUUAUCAGGCUGCAGUAGCCGGGCCGAGGCGUUGCGUGAUGACGGAACAGGCAGCGUUGUAAGAUAUCAGACCGGGAGUAAGAGAAGAGAAGCCGACCGCUCUUCAUAC